Molecule: messenger RNA, 1107 nt
Organism: Pygoscelis adeliae (Adelie penguin)
Lineage: Eukaryota; Metazoa; Chordata; Aves; Sphenisciformes; Spheniscidae
Product: keratin, type I cytoskeletal 13-like
Exons: 9
Coding region: 10-1083 (357 amino acids)
Molecular function (GO): structural molecule activity
Source: RefSeq, a predicted model, not a curated record
AAGGUCACCAUGCAAAAUCUCAAUGACCGCCUGGCUUCCUAUCUGGACAAGGUGAAGUGCUUGGAGAAGGAAAAUUGCCGAAUCAGAGAGUGGUAUACUACACAGGGCCUCUCCUGUGAGCCCCGGGACUACAGCUGCUAUUACAAAGAAAUCGAAGAUCUUCAAAAUCAGAUUGUCUGCGCAACCAUUGAUAACAACAAGAUCAUUCUGGACAUUGAUAACAGCAGGAUGGCUGCUGACGACUUCCGUGUGAAGUACGAGACGGAGCUGGCCCUGCGCCAGAGCGUGGAGGCUGACAUUAAUGGCUUACGCCAAGUCCUGGAUCAGCUGACUCUCUGCAGGUCUGACCUGGAGGCACAGCUGGAGUCGCUGCGGGAGGAGCUCUGCUGCCUGAAGAAGAACCACGAGGAGGAAAUGAAUUGCCUGAGAAAACAAUCAACUGGAGACGUGAGUGUGGAGGUCAAUGCCUGCCCUGGACCAGAUCUCAGGCAAAUCUUGGAGGAUUUGAGAUGCCAGUAUGAAACACUGAUAGCGCGCAACCGCAAGGAAGUUGAGGAUUGGUAUGAGUGCAAGAUUGAGGAGGUGAAUCGUGAGGUUAUUACAAGCGGUCAGGAGGUAGAGACGUGCAACAACCAGGUUACCGAAUUGAGACGCCAGUUGCAAGCUCUGGAAAUCGAUCUCCAAGCUCAGCUCAGCCAGAGAAAUAAUUUGGAAUCCUCUCUGGCUGAGACUGAGUGCCAGUACAACACCCUCCUCGGUGAGCUACAGAACCAGAUCACAUGCGUGGAGCAGCAACUGGCUGAAAUAAGAGCAGAAAUAGAGUGCCAGAACCAAGAAUACAAGACCUUAUUGGACGUCAAGUGCCGUUUGGAGCAGGAGAUUCAGACCUACCGGUGCUUGUUGGAAGGAGGACAGCAGGACCUUAUUCAUGGAGGAGGAAUCGGAGUAGGAACUGGUGUAGGAGGAGGAGUCAUUAGGACAAGCCACAGCUAUACUACAAGUUCAUCUUCCCAUUGCCAGCCCCAAGUCCCACCCUGCAAGAGUGGGGAUAUACAAGUGACCUGCAGAAGAAUUUGUGAUUAAGGAGGAAUGGACUAGAAGAUGACA